CUCAGAAUCCUAGAUGGAUGGAGCGAAUAAGAAUCUGUGAAUCUGUGCAAGCAGAAUGUCAGCUAACACCCUUUGCGGGGUUUACCCCGCAGUCUCCAGGUUCUGGACCGCUGAUACAGAACUGGAAUCCGUUAUCUUUACCAUAGUAGCUGAGAUACGGGGUUGCUGGCUUCGUCGUGUGCCAGUUCACCUUUGGUCACCAUACCGAGAAUCCCCCGAGAUAGGAUAACACGCUUGGAGGUGACACCUCCAGAGACCCCAAUCCAUCGGCUCUACUUGCGCUUCAGCCCAACGUUGGUCAUAUACCUCCUGAUACGCCAUGGUGCGAUCGAAGACGCCGUCAGCUCGGAAUUCCUCACAUCAACAACCUGCUCAAGGGAGAGCUGCACCUCGAUCUCGACUGGGAUGUGCUACUUGUAAGAGACGACACGUGAGAUGCGAUGAGGCAUAUCCAUCAUGUGAGCCUUGCCAUCGGUUACAGCUCCAUUGCUACUAUCCCCAUCGCUCGCAACGAGCCCCCGGACCAGCGAAGCAACGGAUACUACUUCCCUCCCCAAGCAUAUCGGGGGCUUCGUUAGAAGAGAACGAUCAUGCAGCUCAGUUUGACUCAUUUUCGUGGUCCAAUAGUAGAAUGGCCACCGACAUCGACGCCCUUUGCAGCAGUUGGGCAGGGGAGCUCGAGGCUUUUGGUAGCCCGAAGUCUUUGUUGUCGAGCAUUAGCCGCCCAGAUGGUAACUCUGAUGUGAUAACUGGUACUGGGGUGCCGAUGAUAUCUGAGCUUUCGGACCCAGGAGCUUUCAAUAAUGCAGCACCUCUCUGGAGGGCGGCUCUUCCCAAUCCGGAUGUUUCAAGUACAAUCUCGACACAAACAGACGAACACUUCCAUCUCGACAGCUUGUUACUCACUUCUGGGCGGUCAGAGCAUAAACACUCCUUAAAUGUCUUUGGCAAGAUUAUGCAACCACCUGCGGCCAUGUUGAUGGGGGGCAUCAAGAAGUGGCAACACCUGCAGCAGUACCUGGUGAAUUUGGCGUCGCACAAUGAUGCCGUGAUGAGUGCAUUGUUAGGUCUUGAUAAGCUCCUUGAGUGGGAUAGUAUUAGUGACUCGAUAACUCUAAGACGUCAUCUUCAAGACCACAUACAGAAUUCAUUCAACACAACAACCUGCAUGAUUCAACAAGAUGUUUCUCUAAUUCAGUGCGGUAGUAGCUCCAAGAUGGACGAUUGGCUAGCUGCUAUAUUCCUCUUGGCGUGGAUUCAGGUUCUCCGCGAUCGUGUCGAGCACGACAGUGAGUCUCUAUUUCCAACUGAACUUGCCGACAUCAUCAUUACAUGCUCUUACGACUGGAAUUGGUAUUCGAGACAACUUCUCUCAUGGUUCAACUCCCUCGACAGCAAAGCCUCUCAUCUGAGCGGACCAACUCUCUUGUCAUCCAAAGCCCUCCAAGUCGUUUCUCAGUAUCCCAUUCAGAUUAUUAGCUGCGACUACGAAGAGUAUAAAUACAGAAGAGGAUCGCUUGGCGAUGACAAAGACUUCCAAUUACUGUCUCAGAGUCCGCUGUCGGGAGUUUCUGAACAUGGGGAUAGUGGCAUCGUCGUCCCUGCGAGGAGUUCGUGUGAUGUGAAAGAGAUCGUACUCCGAGCAAUUUUGCAGCCAGCUGCCGAAUGGUACUUGAAGACGCAAGCAUAUUGUCGUCAGAUCAGCGCCCUUGAUAAACAUCACUGCAAGCGGUUUACCCCAGAUGCCGAGAUGAAGGUUGCUCUAGAGGGAAAGCAAAUUCACAGCAAGCUCUGGGACUUGUGGGCGCAGUGUCCAUCUGUUAUAUCUCUGUCCACAGCUGAACUGUCCAUGUCAGUCGCUCCAGAUGUUGCAACGAGACUACAGGAAGUCUCGAGCGUGUAUCUGGCCAGCUUCUGGAUACUAUUUGUCUAUCUCCACCGCGUCUGUUGGUGGCACCUUGAGCAUACUGAAGCGGUGACAGGCGCAUUGGAAAAGACGUGGGAACAUAUGAAGAACUCUUAUGGAGAAGCGGACGAUAAAAGUCAACAAAAGACAGUCCACCCUGCUCUUAUGUGGCCGGUCUUCCUUUUCGGGACAGAAUGCAAAGAUGAUGAGCACCGCAGUUGGGCCAUAGAGCAACUGAAGGCCUUGGGGAGGGCGAGACCGGUGCUGAAGCCUCAGAGUCAGAACCUAGAGACAUUACCAGCAUUUCGUAUCAGUCACGGAGCCACAAGGAAUGCAAAAAGGGCAGCGCUUUUGCUUGAGGCCCUCACUCGAAAACAAGAGGAGACAAAUUGCAGAGUUGAUGAUAGAGACCUGGCCAUGAAUAUGUUUAAUUGCUAUUUCUCAAUAGUAUAAUAAUAAGCAAUAAAAAUUGCGCAGUG
Molecule: messenger RNA, 2385 nt
Organism: Fusarium redolens
Lineage: Eukaryota; Fungi; Ascomycota; Sordariomycetes; Hypocreales; Nectriaceae
Exons: 1
Coding region: 320-2359 (679 amino acids)
Biological process (GO): regulation of transcription by RNA polymerase II
Molecular function (GO): zinc ion binding; DNA-binding transcription factor activity, RNA polymerase II-specific
Source: RefSeq, a predicted model, not a curated record